This is a messenger RNA of Lemur catta (Ring-tailed lemur), 4764 nucleotides long. RefSeq names its product prominin 2 (gene PROM2). Gene Ontology annotation, molecular function: cholesterol binding. The transcript has 24 exons. Bases 327 to 2831 code for a protein of 834 amino acids. The record is from RefSeq and is a predicted model, not a curated record. Lineage: Eukaryota; Metazoa; Chordata; Mammalia; Primates; Lemuridae. Gene Ontology annotation, cellular component: prominosome; microvillus; cilium.
GCCCCUGAGCUGCCUCCUGGACCCAGCUUGGGGGAGACAGCUCUUGCCUGGGAGGAUCUGGGGACGGAAGAGGGAGCCCAAGCUUCCACCCCAGGCCACCAAGGGCGGUCCAGCCUGGCCCUGCCCCCCUACCCCAGGCCUCCGCCCCUGCCCUUCCUACGCUAUGGGCUGGCGCCCAGUUAGCUCUGGAGCCCAAACCUGUCAGGCCGGUUUCAGAGCUGUGGAGUGGAGACGCAGGGAGGCUGGUGAAGGAUGCACGGCCUGCCCCGCGCUUGCCCGCUCCCUCCUGAGCCCGAGCUUGUCCUGCUGCCCACCCGUCAGACACCAUGAGGCACACAACUGGCCUCCUGGCACCCCUGCUGGGCCUGGGCCUGGGGCUGGCCCUGAGUCUGCCAGGGGCAGCAGCUGCAAACUGCAGGCCCAUCGGACCAGCUGAGCACCUGGCGUUCACCCCAGUGGCCAGAACCCGGUGGCUGGCCCCUCGUGUACGUGCCCCAGGGCCCCUGGACCCUCUCUAUGGCACCGUGCGCCGCUUCCUCUCUGUCGUGCAGCCCAAUCCCUUCCCUUCAGAGCUGGUGAAGGCCCUGCUGAAUGAGCCGGCCUCCGUGAAGGUGGAUGAGGUGGUGCGGUACGAGGCAGGCUACGUGCUGUGUGCUGUGAUCGCAGGCUUCUACCUCCUGGCAGUGCCCACCGCCGGGCUCUGUUUCUGUUGUUGCCGCUGCCGCCGGCGCUGCGGGGGCCGCGUGAAGACAGAGCACAAGGCGAUGGCCUGUGAGCGCGGCACCCUCAUGGCCUUCCUGCUGCUGACCACCCUCGUGCUGCUGGUUGGCGUCGUCUGUGCCUUUGUCACCAACCAGCGCAUACAUGAGCAGACGGGCCCCAGUGUCCAGGCUGUGCCUGAGACCCUGCUCAGCCUCCGGGGCCUGGUCUCUGAUGUCCCCCAGGAGCUGCAGGGCGUGGCACGGCAGUUCUCCCUGCCCCAGGAGCGAGUCUCGGAGGAGCUGGACGGUUUCGGCAUGAUUAUCGGGAGCACGAUCCACACCCAGCUCAAGAGCACCGUGUACCCGUUGCUGGCCUCAGUGCACAGCCUGGGCCAGGCCCUGCAGGUCUCCGUGGACCACCUCCGAGCCCUCAACGACACCACUGCAGAGCUGCGGGCGGUGCAGCAGGACCUGGAGCCGGCCGUCCGUGAGCGCAGGGAACGCCUCCUCGCCCUGCUGCAGGAGCCCGAGUGCCAGGGGGACUGCGCAGGGGCCCUGAGCCGUGUCCGCGCCCUAGAGCUGGGUGCUGACUUCAGCCAGGUGCCCUCUGUGGACGAUGUCCUGCAUCGGCUGAAGGGUGUCCCAGAGGCCAACUUCUCCAGCAUGGUCCAGGAGGAGAACAGCACCUUCAAUGCCCUCCCAGUCCUGGCAGCCAUGCAGAUGGCCAACAUGGUCACAGAGCUGAAGAAGGCAGUGGCCCAGCAGCCCAAAGGUUUGAGGACAUUGGCUGAAGGGUUCCCGGGCUCGGAGGCAGCUUCCCGCUGGAGCCAGGCACUGGAGGAGUUGGAGCAGAGCAGCCGCCCCUACCUGCAGGAGGUGCAGAGAUAUGAGACAUACAGGUGGAUCGUGGGCUGCGUGCUGUGCUCCGUGGUCCUGCUUGUGGUGGUCUGUAACCUGCUGGGCCUCAACCUGGGCAUCUGGGGGCUGUCUGCCAGGAAGGACCCCAGCCACUCGGAAGCCAAGGGCGAGGCUGGAGCACGCUUCCUCAUGGCAGGUGUGGGCUUCAGCUUCCUCUUCACUGCCCCACUCAUCCUGCUCAUCUUCGCCACCUUCUUAGUGGGUGGCAACAUGCAGACGCUGGUGUGCCGGAGCUGGCAGAGCGGAGAGCUCUAUGAGUUUGCAGAUACCCCAGGGAACUUGCCCCCAUCCAUGAACCUGUCCCACCUUCUUGGCCUGAAGAAAAACAUCAGCAUCCACCUGGCCUAUCAGCAGUGCAAGGAAGGGGCUGCGCUCUGGAGAGUCCUGCAGCUCAAUGACUCCUACGACCUGGAGAAGCACCUGGAUAUCAGCCAGUACACCAACAAGCAGCGGCAGGAGCUGCAGAGCCUCAAAAUGGACAUGCAGGACCUGGACCUGCUGAGCCCAGCCGCCCACCAGGACCUGGAGGCCCUGCAGAGCAGUGGGCUGGAGCACGUCCACUACCCCGACUUCCUCACUCAGAUCCAGAAGCCGGUGCUGAAGACCGACUUGGAGCAGCUGACUCAGGAACUGGAAGGGCUGGCCAAGGCCCAAGGCAAUCCUGCGCUGGGGCAGCAGCUGCGGGAGGAGGCCCACAGGCUCAGAAACCUCCACCAGGAGAAGGUCGUCCCCCAGCAGAGCCUCGUGGCGAAGCUCAACCUCAGUGUCAGGGCCCUGGAGUCCUCUGCCCCAGCUCUCCAGCUGGAGACGUCAGAUAUCCUAGGCAAUGUCACUUACCUAAAAGGAGAGCUGCCUGCCUGGGCCACCCAGAUCCUGAGGAAUGUGAGUGACUGCUUCCUGACCCGGGAGAUGGGCUACUUCUCCCAGUACGUGGCCUGGGUGAGAGAGGAGGUCACCCAGCACAUCGCCACCUGCCAGCCCCUCUCCGGAGCCCUGGACAAUGGCCGUGUGAUCCUGUGUGACAUGAUGGCUGACCCCUGGAAUGCCUUCUGGUUCUGCCUGGCGUCGUGCACCUUCUUCCUGAUCCCCAGCGUCAUCUUUGCUGUCAAGACCGCCAAAUACUUUCGUCCCAUCCGGAAACGCCUCAGCUCCACCAGCUCUGAGGAGACUCAGCUCUUCCACAUUCCCCGGGUCACCUCCCUGAAGCUGUAGGACCCAGUGGGGCAAGGUGAUCCCUGGGGCUUCCUGCCCCCUCCGACUCAGGCGGACCAGAGGAUUUCUGCAGUGCUUGCCCCAGACCCCAGGCAUCCAGACCUGGACCGUCCCCGACUCCAGCUUACCUGGCCCCUUCUUGCCUGUUCCUUUCCUGCCCCCUUUCUGCUCGUGACCCUCCUCCAUUCUCAAAAUCACACUUGACUUCUGUUGAGCUACAGAGCCAGCAGGUUCUUCCAGGUGUCCACCCCUUACCCUCCUUGCUGAGAUAUGUCAUCGCCAGAAAGAGCCUGCCCUUCCCCUAUUGGAACCCCCUCCCCCUAUUGUGCCCCCUCCCCCACCCCAUGCCUCCCUCGGCCCCUCUCUAGCUCCCUGUCCCUGUUCCUCAUCUGGCCUCCCCACUGCCCUGACUGCCCUCCUGUGCCCUCCCCAGCCCUUGCUUCCUACUUCCAGGGAAGUCCUUUCCCCACUCUGUCCCCACUUUACCUUAUCCCCACUACUGCCUACUAGUUCCAGGGACCCCUCCUGCCUAACCAAACUAAUCAGGUGAAACCACCAAGCAGGCAGGGGCCACUAUGGUCAGGUCUGGGCUGUCUGCAGGCUGCGUCUCAUGGCCAGGCAAGCCCUCCGCUGCCCCAGGGCCUUGGACCCUCUGCAGGACCCAGCCUGGAUUUAUCGGCCUCCAGUGAGGCUUGUCUGAAGGCUAGGCUUCCCUGCCUGUACUCCAGGUUAAAAAUGGUAGUGCUGGCACUUAGCUUCUCUCUGAGCACUGGCCCCAAGGAAGGGACCUGGGACCUGAGCCAGAGUGAGGGUUUCUGCUUAUCUCCCCAGAAGGUAGCAUCUUCCCUGGCCCACACCCAGAUUUCCCAGGAGGGAUCUGCUGGCCAGAGCAGGAUUUUGCACUAUCCCUUCUAUUGUGUGCAUGUGGCCUGGGGUCAACCCUAGCCCAUCCCCAGGUCAUCCCUGCACGCUGGACCCUGAGUUCCAGCAAUGAGGAAGAGGAAGAGGAGAGAGAAGAGGAGAUGGAUAGAUGUCAGAUCCAUUGAAGUAUUCUCACCUACCUAAGCCUUGGUUUUGGGUCCUUAAAACCAGGUCUCCCGGGCUGGGUGCCUGUACACAGCUGGUGUUUAAUGAGUGUUUAUGGAGAGGAGAAUUCCAAGGCCUCCUCUGAUUAUAGGCAUCCAGGGAAUAUUCCAGCAGUCAGCACAUGGGGAGUGGGGCCUAGACUAGCAGCACACUGUCAGGAGCAGGCAGAUCUGGACUCACAGCCUGGCUCUGAUGCUUGUUAGCUGGGGCAUCUUGAACGUGUUACAAAGGUCUCCUAAACCAUUUAUAAGAUAGGAGAAUAGUCACAGCCUCCUCACAGGGCUGUGAAAAUUAAAUGUGAUAAUGCAUGGAAAGCCAUCAUAAGGGGCCUGGCACAAAACAAAUGCUCAGUACAUGGGAGCUGCUUUUUUUUUUUUUUUUUUUACUCACCGUGACUGCUUUGGGCCAAGGCAGAGAUAGGGUUUGGGAAGAUGCCAGGGAAGAGGGAGACAGGUUCCUGUUCAAAGGCAAAAAGCCCUUUAAGAUUGUGGUCUGUGGGUUUCAGGGAGUGUCUAUGUUUAAUUGCAUCUUAUAAACCAACAACAAAUUUUCUACUAGAAAUUAGGACGGUGCAUACAUAAUGUGUUGGCAAGUACAUUCUCAAACAACCAUCCUUACAUGUGCCACAGUUGCCUCUUUUUGACCUUUCCCAGAGGUUUUUUGCUUGUUACUCUUCUGUUAACCUGUGUGGGGGAAGUAGCACUCUGUAUUUAAAAAAAUGCAAUUGAUGAGAUUAAAACAAAUGAAAUAGGAACAAUUAAAAAAUCAUUUCCAGUUCUCUGUCAAAAUUAACUACCUUAUCUUUUAUAUAUUUGAGCAUAUUAAACAUAAUUAUUUUCAAGUUCAA